AUGGAACCCUUCCAUCAAGUCUAUCUCGUCCUCGCGUUCUUCAUCUCGGCCACAAUGGCUAUCCCUCAACAAACCGCCUCGGUCACCAUCACCACUGCUGCAGGUCCGGCUACGAUAACCAAAGGCCCCGAACUCAGGUGCUCAGAUGGACAAAUCGCCGUCUACACGACAGACUGCACAAUGGGGACCCCUGUUUCGUACUGUUCCAGACCGGAGCCUCCAAUCGAGUGCUCUGAGGGAUUCUUCCCGUCUAUUUGGCAUCCUGGCCAUUGCAUGGAGCAAUCGACCUGUUUCCCGCUCAACGCACCAUGGAUUACCACCGAGUGCUCGAACGGGGCUAUCCCAUAUUCGACGUCGACCUUGUAUGAGGGUACCUUGGCGGGAGGCGACUCAACUGUGAUCAGUGCUGUCUCCUGUUCCUGUGCCGUAAACCAAUGGUACAGCUCGACUCGUCUACCAGGGUCGACGAAGUAUGACACCUUCUGUAUGCCGCACAGUGCCUGUCCACAGGGUAUGAUGACCUCUGUCUCAACCAACAAGUACUGCGCCACCCAGCCAGCGGGCGUUUGCAAGGAUAUACCUCUGGAAACGGACUUUUGUAAAUGCGCCUAUCCGGAGCAGACUCCAAUCUAUCCUGACUGGCCUGGUGCUAAUCCAACUGGGUGCGAGUUUUGA
Penicillium vulpinum is the source of this 675-nucleotide messenger RNA. RefSeq lists its product as uncharacterized. The record is from RefSeq and is a predicted model, not a curated record. Bases 1 to 675 code for a protein of 224 amino acids. Lineage: Eukaryota; Fungi; Ascomycota; Eurotiomycetes; Eurotiales; Aspergillaceae. The transcript has 2 exons.